CUUUUGGGUUUGGGAGGUCACCAUGAAAGGCCUGGAUCUGGUCCUGCUGGCAUGUUGCUUAUGCAGCCUGGGCACACUGGGAGGUGCAUCUGAUGUGGAGAAGGCUCUGAUGAAGCAGCUCUUUACCAACUACAACCUCAAGGUGCGGCCAGCACAUAAACCUGAAGAGAGGGUGGUGGUUCGUGUGGGUAUGAUCCUCUCCUCCUUCGUUGGACUGAAUAUGAAAAAUGAGGAAAUGAGCACAGUUGUUGUCAUGAAUCUGGAAUGGACAGAUCAUCGGUUGUCAUGGAAACCCAAGGAGCAUGAUGGGAUUGAGGUGAUGCGUAUCCCCUCUGGGAAGGUUUGGCUGCCUGACAUCGUCCUCAUCAAUAACAAUGAUGGGGUGUUUGAUGUGGCCCUGCAUGUCCAUGUCCAGGUUUAUAAUAGUGGAAGAGUAACCUGGACUCCCCCCGCACUAUACUGCAGCUCUUGUGGAGUCAAGGUAACAUAUUUCCCGUUUGACUGGCAGAACUGCACCAUGCAGUUCCGCUCCUACACAUACGACUCAACAGAAAUCGAUGUGCAGUAUGCACUGGACUCAAAAGGCAAAGAGAUCAAAGAGAUCGUACUGGACGAAGCUUACAGUGAGGGUGGCGAGUGGAUCAUCACACAUAAGCCGUGCAGGAAGAACAUGAACAACGAUAAUUUUGAGGACAUGACCUUCUACCUCAUCAUCGAGAGGAAGCCUCUGUACUACGUCUUGAACAUCAUCCUACCAUGCAUCCUCAUCACUAUCAUUGCCAUCUUUAACUUCUACCUGCCUCCUGACGCAGGAGAGAAGAUGGGUCUAUCGAUCAACGUGUUGCUCACCCUCACUGUGUUCCUGCUGCUGCUGGCUGAUAAGAUCCCAGAGACUUCAUUGGGUGUCCCCGUCAUUGUCAACUACAUCAUGUUCACCAUGAUCCUGGUCACAUUUUCUGUCAUCCUCAGUGUGGUCGUCCUAAACUUGCACCAUCGCUCAUCCAAUACCCACCAGAUGCCCAUGUGGAUCCGAAAGAUCUUCAUCCACAUGCUGCCUCCAUAUCUAUGCAUGCUGCGGCCCAAAGUAGAGACCCCCCUCUCCCUGGUGACCAUGCCUCGCAGAGAGAUGACAAAGAUGGUUCCCAUCAGCAAGGUGGCUGACGAAUACUUCAUCCGCAAGCCCGACUCCUCCAUUUUGUUCCCCAAGCCCAACAGGUAUCACCCAGAGGGUAUGUGCACAGAUCUGAGAAAGUUCAUUGACGGCCCCAGUAGCUACCUGACACUACCUGAUGAGCUCAAGUCAGCCAUAGAGGCCAUUACAUAUAUUGCUGAGGCUCUGCAGGCUGAGAAGGACCAAGAAGCUCUGAAGGAAGACUGGCAGUACGUGGCCAUGGUGGUGGACCGCAUGUUCCUCUGGAUCUUUGUCAUCUUCACCACUGUGGGCACCUUGGCUAUCUUCGUUAAAGCUAGCUUCAACCACACACCCACUGACCCCUUCAAAGCUACUUGAAACAGCUGGACGUUUGGUUGUCUUGAGUUAUACCAAAUGAUUCACCAUCUCAAGAAAUAGGGAUGAAGAAAUCAAUGUAUUAAACUGACAAAUGAUUAUCUGGGUGUAGUUCACCAUAAGCCAACGAUUUAGAAAGUCUCACAUGUACUUCAGGCAAGAAACUUGUCCACAUGUCUUCCACUGUCUUCUGUCAUCAAGCACUGCAAAUGUACUUGUCUUUCUUUGACUUGCGAUCCCAAACAACCUCAAGAUGUUCAUUUGCCUUUACAGUCCUGACCCUUAGCAUCACCACUGCUUCAGGAUCAAAAAAUGUGACAAACCAGGUCAAUUUUAGGACACAAAGCUUGAACAGAAGGACUAUGAUCUUUAUUCUACCUACCCUUAGAUGACCGCAUGUUGUUUGACCAGGUGAGAUUUGUCAGAUUGUUUGCUGUCAAGAAUUCAUGCAAGGUUUUGUCUGCAUUCAACCUCAAUUUGCAAAUAAAUGCAAAUGUA
This is a messenger RNA of Centropristis striata (black sea bass), 2005 nucleotides long. RefSeq names its product cholinergic receptor, nicotinic, beta 1 (muscle) (gene chrnb1). Gene Ontology annotation, molecular function: acetylcholine-gated monoatomic cation-selective channel activity; transmembrane signaling receptor activity. Bases 23 to 1510 code for a protein of 495 amino acids. Gene Ontology annotation, biological process: monoatomic ion transmembrane transport; nervous system process; regulation of membrane potential. Lineage: Eukaryota; Metazoa; Chordata; Actinopteri; Perciformes; Serranidae. The transcript has 11 exons. The record is from RefSeq and is a predicted model, not a curated record. Gene Ontology annotation, cellular component: neuron projection; postsynaptic membrane; synapse.